UCACAGAUAGAAGGAAAGAGUGAGUGGCGCGUGAGUGGCGAGAUAUAGAGAGAGAGAGAGAGAGAGAGAGAGAGAGAAGCUCACUGCCAUUUUUUUAUUUUUAUUUUUAUUUUUACAUGUUGGCUUCCUCCGCAAGAUGCUGUCGCACACACCAUCACCACCACCACCACCACCACCACCUCCUCCUCCUCCUCCUCACAUGGAAUCCUCCAACGGUAAGCUUGACGAAGCAUCCUCCGCCUCCGCCUCCACCUCCGCCGCCGCCGGCGCCGGCGCCGGCGCCGGAGGAGGAGAGGAGAAGAAGGCGGAGCCGGCGGUGGGGUUGCUGGAGCUGUUCCGGUUCGCGGAUGGCGUGGAUUGCGCGCUCAUGGCGAUCGGCACCGCGGGGGCCGUCGUCCACGGCUGCGCCCUCCCCGUCUUCCUCCGCUUCUUCGCCGAUCUCGUCAACUCCUUCGGAUCCAACGCGGCCGACCCCGACGCCAUGGUCCGCGAGGUCGUCAAGUACGCUUUCUACUUCCUCGUCGUGGGCGCCGCCAUUUGGGCGUCUUCUUGGGCCGAGAUAUCUUGCUGGAUGUGGAGCGGAGAGAGGCAAUCCACGAAGAUGCGGAUCAAGUACUUGGAGGCGGCGUUAAACCAGGACGUGCGCUACUUCGACACCGAGGUGCGCACCUCCGACGUCAUCUACGCGAUCAACGCCGACGCCGUCGUCGUCCAGGACGCCAUCAGCGAGAAGCUGGGCAACUUGAUCCACUACAUGGCCACCUUCGUCUCCGGGUUCAUCGUCGGGUUCACCGCCGUGUGGCAGCUCGCGCUCGUCACGCUCGCCGUCGUGCCCCUCAUCGCCGUCAUCGGCGGCAUCCACGCCGCAACAUUGGCCAAGCUCUCGUCCAAGGGCCAAGGCGCCCUCUCCAAAGCCAGCAACAUAGCCGAACAAGCAUUUUCUCAAAUAAGGACGGUGCAAUCGUUUGUGGGCGAGUCCCGGGUCCUCCAAGCGUAUUCGGUAUCCCUGACUGUGGCUCAGAGGAUCGGAUACCGCAGCGGCUUCGCGAAGGGGCUCGGAUUGGGCGCGACCUAUUUCACCGUCUUCUGCUGCUAUGCUCUUCUUUUGUGGUACGGCGGAUACCUCGUCCGCCACCGCCACACCAACGGUGGCCUCGCCAUCACCACCAUGUUCUCCGUCAUGAUCGGCGGAUUGGCGCUCGGGCAAUCGGCGCCGAGCAUGACGGCGUUCGCCAAGGCGAGGGUGGCGGCGGCGAAGAUAUACCGCACGAUCGAUCACAAGCCAGCGAUCGACCGGAACGGUGAGACCGGGGUCGAAUUGGGUUCGGUCACGGGGCAUGUCGAGCUGAGGAAUGUCGAAUUCACCUACCCUUCACGGCCGGACGUCCCGAUUCUCCGCGACCUUUCGCUGAGCGUCGCCGCCGGGAAGACGCUCGCGUUGGUCGGCAGCAGCGGGUCGGGGAAGAGCACGGUGGUUUCUCUUAUUGAGAGGUUCUAUGACCCAACUGCUGGGCAAAUAUUGCUUGAUGGGCAUGACUUGAAGAGCUUGAAGCUAAGGUGGUUGAGGCAACAGAUAGGGCUUGUGAGCCAGGAGCCUGCUCUUUUUGCAACCACCAUUAAAGAGAAUCUGCUUCUGGGGAGAGAAGAUGCUACCCAAGUAGAGAUAGAAGAGGCUGCAAGGGUUGCCAAUGCCCAUUCCUUCAUCAUAAAGCUACCAGAUGGCUAUGAUUCCCAGGUGGGGGAGAGGGGCCUGCAGCUCUCUGGUGGGCAGAAGCAGAGGAUUGCGAUUGCGAGGGCGAUGCUGAAGAACCCGGCGAUCCUUCUACUGGAUGAGGCGACGAGCGCACUCGACUCAGAGUCAGAGAAGCUUGUUCAGGAGGCCCUUGACCGGUUCAUGAUCGGCCGCACCACCCUUGUCAUUGCCCACCGCCUCUCCACCAUCCGCAAGGCUGAUGUUGUUGCCGUACUCCAACAAGGGACUGUCUCGGAGAUCGGCACCCACGAUGAUCUGAUGGCCAAAGGCGAGAACGGGCUCUAUGCGAAGUUGAUCCGGAUGCAAGAACAAGCUCAUGAGGCUGCUCUCAUCAAUGCCCGAAAAAGCAGUGCCAGGCCUUCAAGUGCACGCAACUCGGUUAGCUCCCCGAUCAUCACCCGCAACUCGUCAUACGGCCGAUCGCCGUACUCCCGCCGCCUCUCCGAUUUCUCAACGUCGGAUUUCAGCCUCUCGAUUGACCCAAACCACCGCAUGGAGAAGCUCGCAUUCCGCGACCAAGCCAGCUCUUUCUGGCGCUUGGCAAAGAUGAACUCGCCUGAGUGGGCCUACGCCCUAAUCGGCUCCAUUGGCUCUAUGGUGUGUGGCUCCAUGAGCGCCUUCUUCGCCUAUGUCCUCAGUGCAGUUCUGAGCAUCUACUAUGCUCAGGACCCAAAGUACAUGACCCGGCAAAUCGGCAAAUACUGCUAUCUCCUUAUUGGUGUGUCCUCAGCGGCACUUCUCUUCAAUACUAUGCAGCACCUCUUCUGGGACGUUGUGGGUGAGAACUUGACGAAGAGAGUGCGCGAGAAGAUGAUUGCUUCAAUCCUCAGAAACGAGAUCGCAUGGUUCGAUCGGGAGGAGAACACCAGCGCCAGGAUCGCUGCAAGGCUUGCACUCGACGCCCAUAAUGUGCGGUCGGCGAUUGGGGACCGUAUCUCUGUUAUUGUUCAGAACUCGGCUCUUUUGCUUGUUGCAUGCACUGCUGGGUUCGUCCUGCAAUGGCGCCUCACCCUUGUCCUUAUCGCUGUUUUCCCACUCGUCGUUGGUGCUACUGUCCUUCAGAAAAUGUUCAUGAAAGGGUUCUCCGGUGACCUCGAAGGCGCACAUGCCAAGGCGACGCAGAUUGCUGGAGAGGCAGUGGCGAAUGUGCGGACUGUGGCAGCCUUCAAUUCGGAGGCGAAGAUCACUCAGCUCUUUGCCGCUAACCUCCAGGGCCCGCUCCGGCGCUGCUUCUGGAAGGGCCAGAUCGCCGGGAGUGGCUUCGGCGUGGCACAGUUCCUCCUCUAUGCCUCCUAUGCGCUCGGGCUCUGGUAUGCUGCAUGGCUCGUGAAGCACGGCAUCUCCGACUUCUCCAAGACUAUCCGCGUCUUCAUGGUGCUCAUGGUCUCUGCCAACGGUGCUGCCGAGACGCUUACGCUUGCUCCAGACUUUGUCAAAGGCGGCCGUGCCAUGCGCUCAGUGUUUGAAGCUAUAGAUCGCAAGACGGAGAUUGAGCCUGAUGACCCAGAGGCCGCUCCCAUCCCCGAGCGCCUCCGCGGGGAGGUCGAGCUCAAGCACGUCGACUUCUCCUACCCGUCGCGGCCAGACUUCUCGGUGUUCCGUGACCUCAGCCUCCGCGCUCGCGCGGGAAAAACCCUUGCACUUGUCGGUCCCAGCGGAUGCGGCAAGAGCUCUGUGAUCGCACUCGUGCAGCGCUUCUAUGAGCCCACAUCCGGGCGUGUGCUCAUCGACGGGAAGGACAUAAGAAAGUACAAUCUUAAGUUGCUGCGGCGUGCCAUUGCGGUGGUGCCACAGGAGCCGUGCCUGUUUGCGGCAACGAUAUUCGACAACAUCGCCUACGGGCGGGAGAACGUGACGGAGGCCGAGGUGAUCGAGGCAGCGACGCAGGCAAACGCGCACAAGUUCAUAUCAGCAUUGCCGGACGGUUACCGUACAUGGGUCGGGGAGCGCGGGAUGCAGCUGUCGGGGGGGCAGCGGCAGCGUGUGGCGAUUGCGCGGGCACUGGUGAGGAAGGCACAGGUGAUGCUACUGGACGAGGCGACGAGCGCACUGGACGCAGAGUCUGAGCGGUGGGUGCAGGAUGCAUUGGAUAAAGCGGCCAGCGGUGGCGGGCGGACGACGAUAGUGGUGGCGCACCGGCUAGCGACGGUGCGGAACGCACACACAAUCGCGGUUAUUGACGAGGGCAAGGUAGUCGAGCAGGGAUCACACUCGCACUUGCUCAACCACUUUCCGGAGGGGUGUUAUGCGCGAAUGCUGCAGCUGCAGCGGCUCACGAACAAUCAGGCCGUCGCCGGAGCGCCGGGACCGUCCAACAGUGCAAGGGAAGGGGGGACGUAGGAGAAAGGGGGAAGAGUUUAAAUUUGAAGAAGAAAAGGAGGGAAAGGGAAGAGGCGCCAAAAAUGGGGAAGGAUAGAGCUGAUGAUAAAUCGAUUUCUUGUCAUAUUUCUAGAUUUUGUUUUUUUGCUUUGGCGCUUUUCUUGUUCUAAUAUUUUCUUGAUGUGGGCAAGAUCCAAUUGGUGAUGUAAUUAUGUUAUUAUGUAAUGUGUAUUUAGCGAAAUUAGUCCAUUUUGCAAUUAGGUGUUCGGUUU
Messenger RNA from Ananas comosus (pineapple), 4344 nucleotides. RefSeq names its product ABC transporter B family member 1. Lineage: Eukaryota; Viridiplantae; Streptophyta; Magnoliopsida; Poales; Bromeliaceae. The record is from RefSeq and is a predicted model, not a curated record. The transcript is spliced from 10 exons. Bases 137 to 4093 code for a protein of 1318 amino acids. Gene Ontology annotation, biological process: transmembrane transport. Gene Ontology annotation, cellular component: membrane. Gene Ontology annotation, molecular function: ATP hydrolysis activity; ABC-type transporter activity; ATP binding.